Molecule: messenger RNA, 2410 nt
Organism: Lathyrus oleraceus (garden pea)
Lineage: Eukaryota; Viridiplantae; Streptophyta; Magnoliopsida; Fabales; Fabaceae
Product: proline-rich receptor-like protein kinase PERK4
Exons: 9
Coding region: 210-2228 (672 amino acids)
Biological process (GO): protein phosphorylation
Molecular function (GO): ATP binding; protein kinase activity
Source: RefSeq, a predicted model, not a curated record
GCGUGGAAAUGAAACCCGGUUUCUGGGUGGUGUGUUACUAUUACCAUGCACAUGCACCAUGCUCAUCUUUUUCUUUUGAGAUUCCUCCUCCUCUUCCUCCCUUUCUCUCUCACCCCUUAGAUUUGACGAUACAUAAAUGGAUGGGGUCAUUAUUUGAGGGAGCGGGUGUGGCUUCUCCGCCUCAUUCAUUGUAAAUAUCAUUUAUAUCAAUGGCUGAUGCCAAUUCUCCGACGACAUCUCCGCCGUCUGAUUCAUCACAAUCCCCGCCGCCUCCGUCACCAGACAAUUCUAAUAAUUCAUCACCACCACCAGCCGGUGACAAUUCAUCUCCACCGCCGUCAUUAUCCCCGCCACCAUCGUCUCCACCUCCAUCAUCCCCUCCUCCGUCAUCUCCCUCUCCACCUCCGCCUUCUCAGUCAUCUCCCUCUCCACCUCCACCUUCUCAGUCAUCUCCCUCUCCACCUCCACCUUCUGGCUCUUCCCCGUCUCCACCAUCACCACCGCCACCACCGUCACCACAAGGAGAAACGCCAUCACCUCCAAACCGGCAAGAUUUUUCUCCUCCUCCGCCACCGCAUCCUCGUUUGUCACCACCUAAAUCAUCUCACUCGCAUAACAACAAUAAUUCAAAUGAAAAUAAUGAAAACCAAUUCAGCACCGGGGCUAUAAUAGGAAUUGCAAGUGGAGCUGGUCUAUUGCUCCUUGUCCUUUCAAUACUCCUUAUUGUAUGUUCAAGAAGAAAGAAGAGAUCGCCACAACCUCACCUUCAAUUCUACAACCAUCAUCAAUCACACGGUCCUAAUCAAUAUGAGUACAAUAACCGUGAUCACGUACUUAAUAUUCCUCCACCACCAGGUGGUGGUGGAGGUGGUGGAGGUUGGGGCCCUCCACCACCAAGAGGUGGUGGAGGUGGAGGUUGGGGUCCACCACCACCUCCGGGUGGUGGUGGAGGUUGGGGUUUACAGCCUGCAAACAGUCUACCUCCCCAGCACCUAAGCAGUGACAUGAGUACCUCGAGUUUCUCCGGGUCGCAAGGUCCUGUAUUGCCACCACCUCAUCCAACGGUUGCACUCGGGUUCAACCAGAGCUCGUUCACUUUCGAUGAGUUAUCGGUUGCUACUGGCGCUUUCGCACAUCAAAACCUGUUGGGCCAAGGUGGAUUUGGAUAUGUACAUAAAGGUGUUCUUCCUAAUGGUAAAGAAAUAGCAGUAAAGAGCCUUAAAGCAACCAGUGGACAAGGUGAUAGAGAAUUCCAAGCCGAAGUUGAUACUAUCAGCCGUGUCCAUCAUCGCUAUCUUGUUUCGCUUGUUGGAUAUUGCAUUUCGGAUGCUAAAAAGCUUCUUGUUUAUGAGUUUGUUCCUAACAAGACACUUGAAUAUCACCUUCAUGGAAAGGGUCGACCUGUGAUGGAUUGGAGCACAAGGCUUAAAAUCGCGCUUGGAUCAGCCAAAGGACUUGCUUAUUUACAUGAGGAUUGUCACCCUCGUAUCAUUCACCGAGACAUAAAGGGUGCAAACAUUUUACUCGAAAACAACUUUGAAGCAAAAGUGGCAGAUUUUGGAUUGGCAAAGUUUAAUCAAGACGCUAACACUCAUGUUUCUACCCGCGUCAUGGGAACAUUUGGGUAUAUGGCCCCUGAGUAUGCAUCGAGCGGUAAGCUAACUGAUAAAUCGGAUGUCUUCUCGUACGGUGUUAUGCUUUUGGAGCUCAUAACUGGACGACGACCAGUUGGAACCAGCGGUGAUUAUGAAGAAGAUAGUUUGGUUGAUUGGGCUAGACCACUUUGUAAUAAAGCAUUGGAAAAUGGAAUACUUACUGGAUUAGUCGAUAUACGAUUAGAGGACAAUUAUGACAAAAACGAGCUAACACGAAUGAUAGCUUGUGCUGCUACUAGUGUUAGGCACUCGGCAAAAAGGCGUCCGAAAAUGAGUCAGAUUGUUAGAGUACUCGAGGGAGAUUCGUCGCUCGAAGCGCUUCAUCAGGACGGAGUUAAAGCGGGAAAUAGUACUAUGUACAGCAGCGCGAGUGGAGAUUAUGAUGCAGGAGCAUACAGUGCUGAUAUGAAAAAGUUCAAGAAACUAGCAUUGGAAAGCGGCGUAGCAAGCAGCGAUUACGGUGGAACGAGUGAGUAUGGUCUCAAUCUUUCCAUCUCAACCAGUGAACAAUCUUCUUCCGAUUAUAGCAAGAGGACUGCAACUGGAACAGGAAGCCGGAUCAACACUCCAUGAGAAGAAAACCUCGUCUGAUCCGAUAUGAUACGAUACGAUCCAACUCUAUUUUUGAACUAGCUAGAUUGCUAACAAAAGUAACAGAUGAUUAUCUAAUUGGCAGAAAAGUGCUACAAGGAAAGAAAGUCAUGGCAGAGUUAUGUAACAUGAUUUUUGGAAUGAAUCAUUGAUUUGUAUAUACA